Messenger RNA from Punctularia strigosozonata HHB-11173 SS5, 2047 nucleotides. RefSeq lists its product as uncharacterized. The coding region runs from base 206 to 2047 and encodes 613 amino acids. The transcript is spliced from 10 exons. NCBI's taxonomy places the organism in Eukaryota, Fungi, Basidiomycota, Agaricomycetes, Corticiales, Punctulariaceae. The record is from RefSeq and is a predicted model, not a curated record.
CGUCCUUCGAGGUCGACGUCGUUAUGAUAUAAUGGAACUCACUGAAACCUCGGGGCUUUUGGCAAUGAACUCCCAAAACAGAGCAUCGCUCCGAGGACCUUUCUCCCACCGAAGAAAAACACCUUUGGCUGCAGUAACGCUAAGCGACACUUCUCUCCGCCCUACCGUGCUCGUCUCUGCCUAAUUCUGCCAAUCCGAAUGCAACAUGCUGUUCUGCGCGGCCGGCGUCAUCAACCUGCCCCUCGUCGUCGCUCUCUUGGCCUCCCGUGCCGCAGGUUCAACGACUGUCAAAGUAACUGUACCUGCGUCCGUCCCCCAUGGCGCCGCCAAUGUCUCUCGUUCUCUCAUUUCACUGUCGAUCGAGCAAGACAGGUGGAGGGACUGGAUCGGAUUUCCGUCAAGAAACGAUUUCUUCUUCAACACCCUUGACAACGUGGCCCAACUUGCAGGGCAACCUCCAUGGAUACGUCUUGGCGCCAAUAGCGAAGAUCACACCGUCUUCAACGAAGCGACUCAGUUUUCGGAAGCUAUUUUCCCCCCUCCUUCACUCGUUGAACCCUAUCCAGAAGCCACGCAGAUUACUGUCGGCAACGACUUCUAUAAAGCUGUCGCACAGUUGCCAUCAGGAACAAAUAUGAUCGUCGGCGUGAAUUUGGGCGCGAACAAUCCCGCCAAUGCCGUUACUGAGGCAUCAGCGAUUGAAGCCGCGUUUGCUUCUCUCCCAGCGUCAGGCGCGGAUGUCGAGCUUCAAUACAUUGAAGUCGGCAACGAAGCUGACCUGUACACCACGAACGGGCUCAGGCCCAAGUCGUUCAACGUCGCCCAAUACACGCAGCAGUGGGCAAGCGUCGCAGGUGCCGUGGCAAAUGCUCUUAGAUUAUCUCCAACGGGCAGCGGCCCCAAGUUUGUCGCGGGAGCGUUGGCGCAAUCUUCCCACAAGGAUACCACGUUUUCUCCACAAGCUAUCUUCUCUCACGGGCUUCUGAAGUCGGCGCCAGGAAAAAUCGUCCAGACAGUUUCGCAACAUCAUUACAGUGGUUCUUUCUGCGCGGGAAGUGGAGGGCUCCUCUCAGCACUGAUGAACAAGGCCACGAUCCGAUCAAAUUUGACCGUUUUCAAACCCGACAUUGCUGCGGUGCAUGCGAAAGGACUCAUUUACAUCCUGGGCGAGACGAAUUCCUACGCCUGCCACGGGGCUCCGGGCGUUUCAAACGUUGCUGGCGCCACUCUUUGGCUGCUGGACUAUGCUCUCCAUGCCAGCCAGAUCGGCAUUGAACGGCUCUUCUUCCAUAACGGCAUCGGGUUCAAGUACAACCUCAUACAACCUAUCGCACUCAAUCGUUCAAUACUGGAUGGCUCUGCCCUCGCACAACCGCUUGCACCACACGUGCAGCCAGCAUACUAUGGGAUGAUCAUCGCCGCCGAAGCCCUGGGCUCCUCUGGUCGCGUUCAAGUAGCCGAACUCGAUAUAUCCAACGCGGACGUUGCUGGCUACGCAUUUUACGAAGGCGGCAUUAUCAUGCGGGCGGUACUAAUCAACUCUCGCGCCUUUCUGAGCACCACUUCUUCGCGCAACACUGUUCAUGUCGAUCUGAAUCUGUCAUCUGCCAGUUUGAAUGGGACCAUGACUAUCAAGCGCUUGUCGAUUGGGCAUGCAGAUGACGAGAGCGGUCUGGCGUGGGGCGGUCAAACAUACGAGACGCCCGAUGGAAGAGUUUCCGGGGACGAGAUCAUGGAGCGCUCGACUAUUCGCGCAGGCGUGGAUGUACAAGACACGGAAAUUGUCCUCCUCAAUUUUGAUCGGUCAGCAAUGGUGGCCGGCGGUUCUGACUCCGGGGCGCUGGGGAAAGGGGUUUCGUCUCCGGCAAUGACAUCUGGAGCGGCAAUGCCGUCCGGGGCGGCUGGGUCGUCAGGACAAGGAGGUUCCUCUUCGUCAGGGAUGACUGGCUCGCUGGGGUCGAGCCGCUCUUCUGCGCACAGAGCUGCAUACAAUGGAUUGCUGCUGACAGCUCUGAUCGGCAUGAGCGUUGCACUAAUUCUUGGAUAG